UCAGCAAUGACCAGAAUGUGCAGUUGUUUCCUAGGAAAGCUGAGAAGAUUAAAAUGUGAGUAUUAAAGCUGUGAGAAUGUAAGACAUUUCUUCUGUAUUCAGAGUGUCAGGGAAUGAAUGAUUGCUUUAUUUACUCAUUGGUCCACCCCUUGCAUUUACAGUGUCUAAAGAAAUAUUUGGGUGUGUAUUAUAUCACACAUUAACAGAAAGGGAGUGGUUUGUUCAGUCAUAUGAAUGAUGUGAAAUCAUAUGGUCUGAACCAGAGACUCGUCGUCACUGCUGAUAUGAGCAAGCAGAAGACAGGAAACCCUGGUUGGAUAAAGACAUGAGGAGAACAAGUAAACCAGCUGUUCUCAAGGAACCAAAUGUCUGUACUUAUUCAGCAUUAACAAGACAAUACUGCCGGAAGUGUUCAUAAAUCAUAAUCAUGAAGUCUGGAGAGAAAUUUACCUGGUUUCGUUGGCUAUCCACAGUUUUUGGAAUCAUUUUUCAUUUAGGAGACACUGGAUCAGACUUCAUGUUAUCUGUGCAGUACUUCAGAAGAGGACAUCUCAUCUGGGCCACACUGACUCUUGUGUUUGUUCUGGCUGGAUCUGUAUGCAUACAGGCAUUCAGCUAUGCAUGGUUCAAAGAUGAUAAGAAAAAUUAUAAAGACGACGAGGGUCUGUCCACUUGCCAUCUGAUCGGGAUACAUGUACUGCAGAUAGGCAUUUUUACAAGGUAUAUCCAUCUCCUGAAGAAGAGUUUUAAAGCCCUGCGUUCGGGACAGGAGGAGCAGUUACAGAUUUUCGGUCUUGCUGCCGAUCUUAGCAUGCUCCGCAUGUUUGAGACAUUCCUGGAGAGCAUUCCUCAACUCAUUCUGCAGGCUUAUAUCAUACUGGAGCACAACCAUCGCUCUAAUCUGCAAUACAUCAGCAUGGCCCUGUCUUUUCUCUCCAUAGCCUGGGCCACGGUAGACUAUCGUCGCUGUUUACGGCAAUCUCUUACUUACCUCAACCAAAUGCCUUCUGGAGUCCCAACAAUCGUAUAUCUGUCCUACAAAAUCUUUACCAUAACCCCUCGAAUCCUCAGCCUCACGCUCUUCAUCAUGCUCUCCCCCUUCAGUACUGUACCAAUGGCCUGCAUCUGGCUGUUGGGAACCCUCUGGGCAUUCCUGGAGCAGACCAGCUUCUGCACUUCACGAGCCCUUGAACAUCUUUAUCGAGCCGUUGUUGGAGUUAUCCUCAUUUUCACCUUUUUUAACAUUAAAGGACAGAACACCAGAGUUCACAUGACACUGUAUUACACUUUCAGCGUGUGUCACAACCUUUCGGCGCCUAUUGUGUUGUUUCUGCUCAAACCAGAAUCUGAACGGACCGACUACUUCCUGCCAAUUUUAUUUUUUAUAUUAGUGUCAAAUUUAAUGGGCCUGGGUUUUCUGGGACUCUAUUACAGCCUCCUGCACCCCCGUGAACCUGGCAAAGAGGGAAAAAGAGCAGAAGGAAUGGACGAAACAGAUGGAAUGAAAAAUGAGACAAAAACAACACGUUUACAGAAUUUUUUGCAAAUAUAGUCUUGCUCAUUAACUAAUGAACUUGAUUAAGAAAAAGGUGCACACACACACACACACACACACACACACACACACACACACACACACACACAUAUAUAUAAAUAGAGAGAGAGAGAGAGAGAGAGAGAGUGAGAGAGAGAGAUUUAUGUUGGAAUUGAUAAAGUGUGAAGAAACUACAGUAUGUUUAAAUGUAAUAACAUGUCUGAAAGCUGCUAAGGAAGGUGUUAUAUCUGAUUUAUGAAAUGUUGAGGUUUUUGAAUCUGUAAAAAUGACGAAUAAGCUUUCUACUGCCAAUAGAGCUGUCCAGUUUACAGUCCUAAAGUG
This is a messenger RNA of Carassius auratus (goldfish), 1876 nucleotides long. RefSeq names its product XK, Kell blood group complex subunit-related family, member 9 (gene xkr9). NCBI's taxonomy places the organism in Eukaryota, Metazoa, Chordata, Actinopteri, Cypriniformes, Cyprinidae. Gene Ontology annotation, cellular component: membrane. Bases 428 to 1552 code for a protein of 374 amino acids. The record is from RefSeq and is a predicted model, not a curated record. The transcript is spliced from 4 exons.